GUCAUUUUCCGUUUCAGAGAGGGUUCUAGAAUUUUACUGGUGGUCUUUUGUGACAUUGCCCCCAGGUGGAAUGGUGUGCAGAAGAUAGAGGCAUGUCACCAUCCCAUUUCUCAUUUCAUCGGCUAUGAGCUCCAAGGAAGAUCCAUCGUUCCCUUACUACCAGCAAAGGACACCGUUACCAGCAGUGCCAAGACAUCUAACCAGAGGCUAGCGUCAAGAUUAUGCUAAUUAACUCCAGGUCCCAUAGUCUCCUGUUGCCUGGUGACAAAGUUUCACAGUUGAGGAGAAGGAACUGGCAGGAACGGGGUAUAUCUAGCAGUUUCUUGUGACUUUUCCCUCAAACUGAUCACCAACCAAUCAGAACAACACUCUUCAAACACACACCCUUACUAAAAGAACAUGGCCAAGGGCAGGAAAGGCCCCAAGGGCAAGAAGAUCACCCUCAAUGUGGCCAAGAAUUGUAUCAAAAUCACAUUUGAUGGGAGAAAACGCCUUGACUUGAGCAAGAUGGGAAUUACCAACUUCCCCAAAUGUAUCCUGAGACUGAAUGAUGUGGAUGAGCUCGACCUUAGCCGGAAUCUGAUCAGAAAAAUCCCUGAAUCAAUCUCCAAGUUCCAGAACCUGCGGUGGCUGGACCUGCACAGCAAUUACAUCGACAAGCUUCCUGAGUCCAUCAGCCAGAUGACUACUCUGCUCUACCUCAAUGUCAGCAACAACAGGCUGACCACCAAUGGGCUGCCUGUGGAGCUCAAUCAGCUCAAGAAUACCCGCACCUUGAACCUAGGCUUGAACCAUCUGGACAGUGUGCCCACCACACUGGGGGCUCUGAAGGAGCUCCAUGAGGUGGGGCUACAUGACAACCUGCUGACCAGCAUCCCUAAGAGCAUCUCCAAGCUCCCCAAGCUCAAAAAGCUCAACACAAAGCGAAAUCCCUUUCCCAAGGCAGAGGAGUCAGAUACAUUCAUAGAUACCAUCAGAAGGCUGGACAACUUAUAUCUGGUAGAAGAGAAGGAUCUGUGUUCGAAUUGCCUGAAAAAAUGCCGACAGGCCCGGGACAAGCUGAACAAAAUCAAGACCAUGGCCACAACAGCACCGAGAAAGGCCAUCUUUUCCAAUCUGGUCUCACCUAACUCCAUGGCCAAGGAUUCCCAGGAAGACUGGAGGAUCCGUUCAACAUCUCCCUAGAGUAGCUAAUGGCAAAAACUUGAAGACUAAUCAGCCAACAAGAAUAAACCACUCUGAAGAAGAAAAGCCCUCGGUUAGGAGAAGAAAGAGAGUGGUAAGGGGAACAUUCUGGAAGCCAGGCUCUCUGGUGCUGGCCAAGAUACUGACUUGCUUCUUAAAUUCACUUUGUCUCUCUUUGCUUUAGACCACCUGUGUGUGAAAAUGACUUUGGGAAAUAUUUGGUGAAUGUUUUUUACAUAUAUAGAGGAAAUGUUUAAGAAAAUGAUAGACAUACGUCAUAGAAAAUUAAAGUUUUAUAAGAAGACUUUAAGAUUUAAAAGACUUAUGGUUUUUAUACUCAAACUGGUAAAGUCUCUAUGCCAGUCGCCUGUGUUAGGUUAUGUAUGUAUAAUGCAAUCCCUCAAGCAACUAAAAUUUAUACAAAAGAUUCAUACAAAGAAAUAUACUCAAAAAUACUACAGAUAAAGUGGAAUUUUAAGAAAUCUUUCAGGAAUGCACAGUUAGGCAAAAAGAAAAAAAAAGAAAAGAAAGCAGAGAAAUGAACAACAGGGAAAAGUAUAAACAGGGAAACAAAAAAUAAAAUGGCAGAUAUAUAUCCUAACAUUUCAAUAAUUACAUUAAAUGUAAAUAGUCUUCUUUAUUUGUAAUGGCCCCAAAAUAGAAACAGCCAAAUUUCUCUCAAUGGGCAAAUGAUUAAACAAACUCUGGUAUAUCCAUAUCGUGGAAUACUAUUCAGCAAUAAAAUGGAACAUACUAUUGAUACAUGCAAUAAUUUGGAUGGAUCUCAAUAGCAUUAUUCUGAGUAAAGAAGGCCAAUCUCCAUGAGUCACAUACUCUAUGACUACAUUUUUAGAUCAUUCUCCAAAGCACAAAAUGAUUGUGGUGAAAACCAGAUCAGUGGUUGCCAGGCUUUCACACUGGUGAGAGGUGGUGGAAGGUGGGCAGGACCAUAAAAUGGUAGCACAAGAGAUAUCUCUGUGGUGCUAAAAACAACUGAUUAUGUUAUAGUGGUGGUGGUGGUGGUGGUUAUAGAUUCUACCCAUAGGAUAAAAUGACACAGAACUAUGCACACAUAUUGUACCAAUGUCAAUUUCCUGGUUUUGAAAUUGUACCAUAGUUACAUAAGAUGUAACAACCAUAUGGGGGAAGUUAAGAGAAGGCUAUAUGGGGACUCUAUGUAUUAUUUUUGCAACUUCCUGUGAAUCUAUAGUUAUUUUAAAAUAAAAUUUUUUUAAACAACCUUGCAGCCUAGAUGCAGCAAAAAACAGAUCCUUGUACAUCUUCCAAGUGCUAAUUUAUGAGUAAAUAUGACAAGCUGCAACCGUCCUGAAGAGCUAAGGCAUUUCAGGAGAAAGAGCACAUUAACCUCAGUUUGCCAGACUAAUCUAAAAUCAUCCGUUGUUGAUUUUGUCCUUGAAGAUGCUCUAAGAAUAAAAAGAAAAUGUAUGGCUUCUUUA
Messenger RNA from Callorhinus ursinus (northern fur seal), 2642 nucleotides. RefSeq names its product leucine rich repeat containing 18 (gene LRRC18). Gene Ontology annotation, cellular component: cytoplasm. The record is from RefSeq and is a predicted model, not a curated record. Lineage: Eukaryota; Metazoa; Chordata; Mammalia; Carnivora; Otariidae. Gene Ontology annotation, molecular function: protein binding.